Messenger RNA from Panicum virgatum (switchgrass), 1770 nucleotides. RefSeq lists its product as uncharacterized. The record is from RefSeq and is a predicted model, not a curated record. NCBI's taxonomy places the organism in Eukaryota, Viridiplantae, Streptophyta, Magnoliopsida, Poales, Poaceae. Bases 37 to 1581 code for a protein of 514 amino acids. The transcript is spliced from 3 exons.
CAAGCAGUGGCCUAAUCAAUCAAUAAUCAUGAUCCGAUGAUCCAAGAUGGUAGUUUUCAGGUUUCCAUCUACUACUGCCUAGUUUCCACUAUAUAUAACUUCUAUUUUUGUUCCUUCGGCGAGCUGCUGUUUGGUGAAUCAGAUCGAUUUCUCCUCAGUCCAUCAUGUUGUGACCCUCAGUUUGGUGAACCAGAUCGAUCUGCUGUUUGGUCGAGCGGGAUGUCAUCGAGCCACCUGAAUCGCCCAGCCGCCUCGGUUGCGUGCAGCAGCAAGCGCCCAACGGCCUUGGUUGCAAAGUGCAGCAGCUCGCGCCGGCGGCGGAAGAUCGCUGAUGCCGCCGCCGCCGCAGCCCGGGAUUCAUCUCCGUGGGCGUCUCUACACGACGAUUUGGUCAGCCUAAUCGGGUGGCGAGUGCUCGCCGGCGAUCUGCAGGACUACGUCCGCUUCCGCGCAGCGUGCCACCACUGGCGGUCGAGCACCGCCUGCCCGCGCGGCCGCGGCAUCGUCGACACGCGCUUCCACCCGCGGCGGUGGAUGCUGUUCCCCGAGGGCCACGGCCUCUACCCGGGCCACGGCAAACUCGGUGGGUGCGUCCGCUUCUUCAACCUCUCAACUGGUGCCUUCGUCCGCGUCCGGCUCCCGCUCUUCAGGGAUCACUGCGCCCUCGACUCCGUCGACGGCAUCCUCCUUCUGCAGAGGGAUCAGGACACCGCCAUCCGUCUCCUCCAUCCUUUCACCGGCGACAUCGCGGAGCUCCCACCGCUGGAGACCCUCCUGCCACAUGUGGACCCAUGGUUGCGGGGAAACAAGUGGUGUUAUCUCAGAAAUAACUGUGUUGCCUGCAUCAGCGUGGGUGCAGAUGGAGUCGUCAAAGCAAUGAUGUCCCUACCCGGAAACCAGAAUUUCAUCUUUGCUACCUCUGGGGAUCAGCAAUGGAGGAUCUCAAGCCGGCGCUGCUGCCCGCGUUCUGUUCCAUUGCCGUUCCAAGGAAAGUUCUAUAUGUUGCAUCAGCCUGAAGAUAACAGCGAACCAGAGGUCUUUCAGGUCGACCCACCCCAGCAGGAGGAUAUGAACUUGGGUACGCCAUCGUUGCCGCCACCGAAGUUUAUAGCCAAAUGUCCAGCAAGCACAGGAAUGUGUCCCCCUUUGUAUGAUCUGGUAGAAUGCAACUCGGAGAUUUUGGUGAUCACCUUAAGAGGUGAGCAAUAUUCACUGUACAGAUUAGCUGAUCUGAUGCUGGGAAGGACUGUCCCGCUGACAUGCAUCAAUGGCAGCACUAUCUUCUUUUCUAGGCAGAGGAGUCUGCAUGUCAGCUCUGAGGCGUUUCCUACCAUUGUGGCUGACACCAUUGUUCUUUUCGAACCAAUUAAAACAUAUCUUGCUCAAUACCAUCUCAAUAGUGGCACAUUAUCGGCAGCAUCAGAUGGACGUACACCAGGGAUUGCUUUUCCAAGUCCUUGCACCAUCACUCCCCAUAUCUUUACCUGCUGCUUUCGUGAGUACUGGAACAAAGGACAGAUAAUCUUCCAUGGGAAUUGGAAGGACUGGAGGGUGAAGAGAAAGUGGCGACACGGGGCGUAAACGGCUCCUGUACCUUGGUGGAUUGGUGGUGGUGCCUGCUUUUCCUCCUGCUACAGCUUUAUUUAUUAUACUAUAAAGAACAAAAACUUUUAAUAACACUUCUCAUCUAGAUAUAUUCUUCAGUACUCCUCACGUUGGACCCACUGUAUUCCUCAAAAGAUAUGUAGUCAGUCCCAAUAUUAUACCUUA